Messenger RNA from Gigantopelta aegis, 6946 nucleotides. Its product is annotated as cGMP-dependent protein kinase 1-like. Gene Ontology annotation, biological process: protein phosphorylation. The transcript has 17 exons. NCBI's taxonomy places the organism in Eukaryota, Metazoa, Mollusca, Gastropoda, Neomphalida, Peltospiridae. Gene Ontology annotation, molecular function: cGMP-dependent protein kinase activity; ATP binding. Bases 191 to 2200 code for a protein of 669 amino acids. The record is from RefSeq and is a predicted model, not a curated record.
UAAGGCAACACUGGGGGAAGGUACUACCGUAAGUCAUUUGAGUAGCGCUAGCGAUCUUCUCGUGUGUUAAUAGCUCGUCAGGAGUCGUGUUUUCAAACUUGGCGGCUAUGGGGAGGCGAGGAUACUGUGUUAACUAGAGAUUAAAACGCAACGGAUUAACCAGCGGAAGUUUGCGUACGAUUUUUGAAAAAUGGGAAAUCUCCAAGAGUUGGAGAACUUACUGCGAGUGAAGGAUGAGAAAAUCAGGGAGUUACAGCAGCUCCUUGAAGAGAGGGACGAGAAAAUCCUACUCCUGAAGAGCAAGCUGGACAAGUUCCAGUCCGUGCUGCCCCAGGCCCCACUCAUCGUGGGCCCCAGGAAACAGCGGGCCCAGGGAAUCAGUGCCGAGCCCCAGAUGCUGCAGUCCAUCAACGACAUAUCGAAACAGGGAUUCAGGAAAUAUUCCAAAUCAAACAGUUCCAAGGAGCUGAUCAAGCAGGCGAUCCUGGACAACGACUUCAUGAAGAACCUCGACAUGUCUCAGAUCCGCGAGAUCGUCGACUGCAUGUACCCCGUGGAGUACUCCAAGGACAGCACCAUCAUCAAGGAGGGUGACACCGGCAACCUCGUCUACGUCAUGGAAGAGGGGAAGGUGGAGGUCUCUAAGGAGGGUCAGAAGCUGUGUACCAUGGCUCCAGGGAAGGUGUUCGGAGAACUGGCCAUCCUCUACAACUGCACGAGAACAGCCACAGUUAAAGCUUUAUUCAACUGUCGACUAUGGGCAAUAGACCGACCAUGUUUCCAGAGUAUAAUGAUGAAAACCGGUUUGCUGCGUCAACAAGAACACAUGGACUUCCUAAGAAGUGUUCCUACAUUUAAAGGACUUCCGGAAGAAACGCUUAGUAAAAUAGCGGAUGUGUUGGAGGAGGCACACUAUAAUAACGGUGACUACAUUAUUCGGCAGGGAGCUAGAGGCGAUACAUUCUUUAUUAUUGCCAAGGGCAAGGUAAAGGUCACAAAGAAAGGAUCAAAGUCUUCAAAUGAACAGAUUAUUAGACAUUUACAUAAAGGCGAUUUCUUUGGAGAGCGUGCACUACAGGGCGAAGAUGUGCGGACGGCUAACAUCAUAUCGUGUGAUCCAGACGGGGUCGACUGUCUCGUCAUAGACAGAGACUGCUAUUCUAAACUAAUAAGUAAUCUGGAUCAGCUUAAAAGAAUAUACGAAGAUGACGAAAACUGUGCUGGAAUCGACUCCGAGUACGUUAAACUAAAACUCAGUGAUCUCUCCAUCAUAGCAACUUUAGGCGUGGGCGGCUUUGGAAGAGUUGAAUUGGUUCACCUCGACUCUGACAACAGCAAGACGCAUGCGCUGAAGAUCCUGAAGAAACACCACAUCGUGGAGACGAGACAGCAGGAGCACAUCAUGAACGAGAAGAGGAUCAUGAUCGAGGCCCGCUCCGACUUCAUUGUCAGGUUGUACCGAACCUUCAAAGACCGGAAGUUUCUCUACAUGUUGCUCGAGGCGUGUCUGGGUGGGGAAUUGUGGACGGUGCUCCGAGAUAAGGGAUCGUUUGACGACAGCACGACGCGUUUCUAUACGGCGUGUGUGGUGGAGGCCUUCUCCUACCUACACAGCCGCGGGAUCGUCUACCGUGAUCUCAAGCCAGAGAACCUCCUGCUCGACAGCGCCGGAUACGUCAAGUUGGUUGAUUUCGGGUUCGCCAAGAAGGUUGGGCACGGCAGGAAAACGUGGACGUUUUGUGGGACGCCUGAGUACGUGGCGCCCGAAAUCAUCCUCAACAAGGGUCACGACAUAUCGGCGGACUACUGGUCGCUAGGGAUCCUCAUGUUCGAGCUGCUCACUGGCAGCCCGCCUUUCGCCGGCCCUGACCCGAUGAAGACUUACAACCUGAUACUGAAAGGCAUCGAUGCAAUAGACUUCCCGAGGAAAAUCACCAAGCAUGCUCAAAGUCUGAUCAAAAAACUCUGCAGGGACAAUCCAAUGGAACGUCUAGGGUACGGACGGAGCGGAAUCAAGGAAAUUCAGAAACACGCCUGGUUCGAGAGUUUUAACUGGGAGGGCCUGCGACACCACACCUUGAAACCACCCAUUGUGCCUUUGGUGAAGUCUCCAACAGACACGUCAAACUUCGACGAUUACCCCGAGGAUGAUGAGGACCCGCCGCCAGAUGACUUGUCAGGGUGGGACAAGGACUUCUGACGUCACGUCAUUCGAACGGAAAUAGCCUCGCUGUGAUAUUCUCUCAUCACGCAAGCGCAGUUGGGAGUGCAAUAUUUUGCUGUGCCUUACUUUGAAAAAUGGGUAACACAGUAAAGCGUUGCAAUGGCCAGUUAUGUCUCAGGAAAAACUUGUAGUUGAAAAAUACCCGUGCUGGUCUUAACAAUGGCGUGCACACGUCUGACAGUUCUGUGUAUGACGUCAAGUCUAAGUGAUAAUCUGGACAACCCUUGUAGCUCGUUGUUUAGGAAACGAGGUGCAGAAUGCGUGAAUGCUGCUAUUUAUGGUGCAGCUUGUUGCUAUGGAAACGAGAUAGAGAAAGCGUGAAAGCUGCUUUUUAGGGUGUUUGCGUGGAUUCCCAUAAAUGGGUAUUAGUUAUCUAGUGAUCCGACUGUUAUCGUCGGUAUAUAUAUUGACUCCCUUGGUGCUUUCCUUGUAAAAAUAACAGACGUUUUUGCCUUGUAGUGUGACUGGAUUCUUUUGCAAGGUCGCGUGACGCCAUGAAUUGUUGUGUAUGAAUGACUUUGUACGUCCACUUAGGAACCCCUAUGGGGUACAAUAGUGAAUGAAUUAUUUGUUAUCCCUUAUGAUGUGCAUUGUUCGAGGAAAUAUUUUAUGUCAGAGCCACACAGGUUACUAAAUUAAAUAUUGUGUAUGCCUAUUGAGGGCCACGGUGACCAUGUGCAAUGUUGAAUAAAUGGUUGUCACAAAAUGUCUCCUAACCCACUAUUCCACUAUCCUGGACAGCCAGUCCAGAUAGCUGAGGUGUGUGUCCCAGGGACAGCGUGUUUUGACCUAAUUGGAUAUAACGACGGAAAUAACUAUAAAUAAAAUGAACUGUAUCCCAAACCAGGGCCACAGUUACGUGCAGUAUUGUUUAAAUGGUUGUGUAUAUACCAAUCAGGGCCGUCGUUACAUUAAAUGGUUGUGUAUAUACCAAUCGGGGCCGUCGUUACAUUAAAUGGCUGUGUAUAUACCAACCAGGGCCGUCGUUACAUUAAAUGGUUGUGUAUCCCUAACACAGGCCACCAUGGCUAGCAAUCUUCUAAGAAUAAUUUCAUAUCAAGACCUCGGUGGUAUAGUGGUUACGUCCACGUCCUUAAGGCUAGUAGGUACUAGGUUCGCAUCACGGCACUGGAUCCCAUCUAGGGUUUGUUUUAGGGAGGUGAGCGGCCACUACAUUGAUAUGUCUCUCACUAACAACUGACCACUGACCCAUGUCCUGAAGAGACAAAUCAAGAGCUGACUUGUGUGUCUAGGACGGCGUGCUUGAACUUUGUGUGUGAAUUGAUUCUGACAAAGCCGUUUUGGCGUAUAAUGAUGUUUGUGUGAUUUUGUAUUACUAAUCGGGAUAGUCAUGGAGAACAUAAAAACACAUUUGUAUUCCUAAACCAGUUCUACAUAUCUACACGCGGAUCUUUGAUUCGUUAGUAGAGUAAUUUGUGAUAUUGCAUAAAGAUGUAACUAUGAUUUUUAUAUUUAAUAUUUAUUAUUAAAAAACAAAAUCUUAUCGACAUUGACGCAAUCAAGAUCCUAUAUAUGUAUUCCGACGCCUUUUGAUACAUAUUUAUUUAAUACAUAUCCCUUAGGUCGCUCUAUGGCAAUGUUCUUUAGACUGUUUGUUUGCUUUUUUAGGACAUUGUUUUAUGAAUGGUUAGUUUCGUGUAUGGAUAUAGGCUAGGUUUAAGUACUGCGUUAAAACGAGAUGGUACUGCAAUCCUGUAACCAUUUUCUCCAUCCUCUCAUCCUCUUCAUCCUCCCAUCCUCUCCAUCCUCCCAAUUCGUCAUAAAAUUAAUAGUCAAGUACAGUAUAGUCAGAAAUAAGAGGCACAUUUUAUAAGUCAUCAUUGUCAGAAAAUGUGUUACAAGAUAUGUCUGAUGCACCAGAAUCUUUCUAGAAUGUUAAGCUGUGUUCACACUUACACAACUUAAAGUGGUCUAACGAUCCUGCUUUAGCUAAAACACUUUCGGUUAAACAUGACGAGCGUUCACGCAUGCAAAUGCUGUACCGGUAUAAGGCGGUAGUGUAGUUGUCAUCACUUGCACACGACAUAACAACCGUUGACUGCGAGUCUGUUGGGCCAUUGCUAAUACACUGCUUAUUCCGACUGUGACGUGCUGCCACUUCCGCCUUAUACUGAUAUAAUUGAAACGAUUUGAGUUCACAUUUACAUUUUUAACUGUUUUAGUUAUACCAGUUUAACUAAACCGCAUACCGAAGUGUUUUACCUAUACCGGUUUAGCUUCACCAGUUUAGUGAAAACAUUGCAUUCACACUUGCAUUUUAAACUGGUUUAGUUAUACAAGUUUAGUUAAAUCAUUGUUGUAAUAAUGUUCCAAAAAAGUUACAGUAAGUUAUAAAUAAUAAUAAUACGUCCAAUUUACGAGGCCUGUUUGUCUUAAACGCUGAUGUUUAAGCACAGUACAUGUAUGUAGUUACACGCUGAUGUUUAAGCACAGUACAUGUAUGUAGUUACACGCUGGUGUUUAAGCACAGUACAUGUAUGUAGUUACACGUAUGUAAGACAUAAAGCAUUGGUGAUAUUUUAAAGAAAAUUCACAGUCAACUAUCGUUGAUAUAAUUAUUUCAGAGAAUGUGUAAUCAGUCAUUCAUAGUAUGUCUCAGGAAAGACCACUGGCGAACAUAUUGUCGUCUGCUAUAGCUCGUGUUGUAGGACGUUAUAGCCAGCCAUUGGCAAUGUGCUUGAGGUUGCACCCCACCAUUAAUUUGCGAUACAGUUCAAUACAAUUUCUAUGUCAGAAUUUAUUCUGGGUUGGGUUUUGUUUUGUUUUGUUGUUGUUGGGGGUUUUUGCGGGGGUAAUUAUAUCGAGAGGGCUACUAGUGACUUCUAGCGACUUUUAUGUUUCGCCAUAUUACAUUGUUUGUGUGUUGGUAUUACUGGUCAAGCUGUUGGAUUCAGUGUGUUAAUUCAAUAAAAUUCAAGAAAUAUCAUAUACAUGUAUACCGAAUCCAUCGUGAGCGUUCGUGUACGCUUGCGUAAAACUCCACAAUUAAGAUGUAUGUCUAAUCGAUAGUUUUCAUGAUUAAGCAAUAACUACACUAUGCACGAUUCAAGCAAUACGUCGUGAACUAUAUACUUUGUACCAAUGUGUGCUUUACUCUAGAGAACUAUUUUCGUGUGCAGUGUAUUCUGGGCUCUCUUCAGACAGGUCGGACUCGGGAUGGGCGUGUUCGAAACCCUAGUGGUAUAUGGGCACGUUAAACAAGUUAUCAUCAUCAUCUUCAGACAUCAACAUUGAAAAACAAAAACAAAUCAAAAUAAAAUAAAAUAAAACAAAAUAAAAUAAAAUAAAAUAAAAUAAAUUACUAUUUUAUACGCAUCAUACAGAUAGACCUAAAAGUUCUUAGAAUAUAUAUAUAUAGUUGUUUCAGUUAUAAUUGCAUUGUGUUACUAUUAUUGUAUAACGGUGAUAGAAAAUUGUCUUAUAACACAGUGAUGGCAGAUGGCAGCCACUAGUGAGGAGUGGGGAAUGGUUGUUAGUUAUGGGGAACCAAAACACCACCUAUAGGGCUCUGACGGAGGUGGUUAGAGCCCUCCGUGUCCCCCCCCCCCCCCCCCCCCCCCCGUACACAAACACUGCUCCGCUGUGCCUGGGGAGAGCCAGUACACUCUGCUACCCGCGUCCGACGUCUAUGUAUAACACAUCCAUUUAGUUUGACCAGUAAUUAGUACACACAGCUGUGGCGUCAAGGGCUGUUCCGUUUAGUUUGACCAGUAAUUAGUACACACAUAGCUGUGGCGUCAUGGGCUGCUCCGUUUAGUUUGACCAGUCAUUAGUACACACACAGUUGUGGCGUCAUGGGCUGCUCCGUUUAGUUUGACCAGUAAUUAGUACACACACAGUUGUGGCGUCAUGGGCUGCUCCGUUUAGUUUGACCAGUAAUUAGUACACACACAGAUGUGGCGUCAUGGGCUGCUCCGUUUAGUUUGACCAGUAAUUAGUACACACAGCUGUGGCGUCAUGGGCUGCUCCGUUUAGUUUGACAAGUAAUUAGUACACACAGCUGUGGCGUCAUGGGCUGCUCCGUUUAGUUUGAUCAGUAAUUAGUACACACAGCUGUGGCGUCAUGGGCUGCUCCGUUUAGUUUGACCAUUAAUUAGUACACACAGCUGUGGCGUCAAGGGCUGCUCCGUUUAGUUUGACCAGUAAUUAGUACACACAUAGCUGUGGCGUCAUGGGCUGAUCCGUAUUGUCGUACCAUUACGGAAUCAGACCGGAGUUUUAACAUUGGGUUGGGGGCCUAAAGUAUGCCUUUUUAGGGGGGGGGGAAUGGGGGGGACACGACUCGCGCUUUUUGCAUAGGACAUUACCGGGAUAUUAUUAGUUCACAAUAUUGUGUGUUUGUGCGUGCGUGUACGUGCGUGCACAAAUUAAGUUACAGUAUUUAUAUUUCAUUAUUUAAAAAAUGAAUGCUUUUAUCGGAGAGAAAAUGAGAUGGUGUUGCUAAUGAAAAGUAAAUGGUGUAAUUAUACAGCUUGUUGAUAAUUGGUAAUUAAAGGGGUGGGGGUUGCUGGGAUUGGGGGGUACAGCGUAUACUGACGAUUUCAGACAUAUUUUCUUACUUUACUAGUUUAUACUGAAAUCAUCUGAAUUGAUUAAGUGUAUUCUGACAUUAUUGAAAAUGAUAUUACAAUGUUCACCGAUUUUAAAAUGUGCAAAGAUUGUUUUUCUGUGAAUUGCAGAAAUAAAUAUAUAUAGACUGUU